Gilbertella persicaria is the source of this 1751-nucleotide messenger RNA. Its product is annotated as phosphate:H+ symporter. The record is from RefSeq and is a predicted model, not a curated record. Gene Ontology annotation, cellular component: membrane. Gene Ontology annotation, molecular function: phosphate transmembrane transporter activity. Gene Ontology annotation, biological process: phosphate ion transport; transmembrane transport. The transcript is spliced from 4 exons. NCBI's taxonomy places the organism in Eukaryota, Fungi, Mucoromycota, Mucoromycetes, Mucorales, Choanephoraceae. Bases 1 to 1626 code for a protein of 541 amino acids.
AUGGCACAAGUAGAAGCAAUUCCUCCUCCUCCUCCUCCUCCUCCUCCUCCUCCUUCUGAUACUAAUUUAAAUGAUCCUGAGCAAAUACUGUCUGCUAAAGAGCGUCGUCGUUUAGCUUUAGCUGAUAUUGAUAAUGCCAAGUUUGGCUGGUUUCAUGUUCGAGCAUGUAUUGUGUCUGGUAUUGGUUUCUUUACAGAUGCUUAUGAUAUCUUUGCCAUCAACUUGGUCUCUAUCAUGAUCGGUUACGUCUAUUGGCCCAAUGAAGGCAACAAAACCCCUCAUGAUGUCGAUACAGCUAUCAAAGUCUCUUGUUCUGUAGGCACUGUUGUUGGUCAACUCUUGUUUGGUUAUUUGGCUGACCAUGUAGGCCGUAAACGGAUGUAUGGUGUUGAAUUGAUGAUUAUCAUCAUUGGCACCAUUGGACAAACAUUAGCAGGCAAUGCAUUUGCUGCUUCCUUCUGGGCUGUUAUUACUUUUUGGCGUAUUUUGGUGGGCAUUGGUAUCGGUGGUGAUUAUCCUCUUUCUUCUGUCAUUACUGCCGAAUUUGCUACUACUCGACAUCGUGGUGCUAUGAUGGCUGCUGUCUUUGCCAUGCAAGGUAUUGGUCAAGUCACAGCAAGUCUAGUGGGUUUAAUUACAACAGCAGCUUACAAGAGUGCUAUCGAAUCAGAUCAACAAUAUCUUGACUAUGUGUGGCGUAUUGUGGUUGGUAUUGGUGCCAUUCCUGGUCUAUGUGCUCUUUAUUAUCGCCUCACGAUUCCUGAAACACCACGCUAUACCAUGGACAUUGAAAACAAGUUUGAACAAGGCCUAACUGAUGCUAAAGCCUUUAUUUCUACUGGAGCCAGAGCAGGUGACUAUCAGCCUGAAUCCAUAGAGACAAAACAAGAGAUUCCGAAGGCUUCUUGGGCAGACUUCCGUCGUCAUUUCAGUCAAUGGCGAUAUGGCAAAGUAUUGCUUGGUACUGCUUAUUCUUGGUUUGCUCUUGAUGUUGCUUGGUAUGGCCUUGGUCUUAAUAACUCGAUUAUUCUUCAGAAUAUUGGAUUUUCAGGUGGUCCUGAUGCUUACAAUGCUGUAUUUAAGGCCUGUGUCGGUAAUCUAAUUAUCAAUUUGCUUGGAUCUGUCCCAGGUUACUGGAUUACUGUCUUUACAGUAGAUAAAAUAGGCCGUAAAACCAUUCAAAUCAUGGGCUUCACAGUCUUGACUAUCAUGUUUAUCAUCCUUGGCUUUGGCUACCAUGCAAUUAUCAAUACUUCUGUGGCCUUAUUCAUUGUACUCUUUACCAUCACGCAAAUCUUUUUCAAUUUUGGUCCUAAUUCGACCACAUUUAUUGUUCCUGGCGAAUGCUUCCCUACACGCUAUCGAUCCACAGCCCAUGGUAUUUCUGCUGCUUCUGGUAAAAUAGGUGCUAUUGUUGCCCAAGUUGGAUUUGGACUCUUGAAAGAUAUUGGUGGUAGUAAUGCAUGGAUUGAUCAUUUACUAGAGAUCUUUGCGUUCUUUAUGCUCACAGGUCUAUUGUCUUCUUUCCUUAUUCCAGAAACAAAGGGCAAGUCUCUAGAAGAACUAAGUGGUGAUUAUGAUGAAGACAUCAAGAAGGAUACACUUUCCAAAAAUGAGUCCUUUUAAGACAAUCAAAGUAGUUAUAUAUAUAUAUAUAUAUAUAUAUGUGUGUGUGUGUGUGCUUUAAUUUAGCAUUCAUUCAAAUCUAAUUAAGGAAACCAGUAUGUAGGUUUUCUCUAUUUAAAAUAAAC